AUGGCGGCGGCCUCGCCUUCCUCUCCCUCCGCCCUUUCCCCGCCCCGCCGUGAGGAGGAGCGGGAUCAGACCGAGAGCGGCGGCUUCUCGCUCUCCAGAACUCUCCUCCGCGCCCGGUCUGAGGCCGCCGGGCACCGGGCGGGCGGCGGAAACGUCGAGCGGUGGCGGGGCGCAGGGGGCCGCCAUGUUGUACGGCAGAAGGAGGCGGGCGGGGCCGUCGUCGGGCACUUCCGUUUCCGGUGUGUCCGGGCCGUGGAGGCGGUGUGGGGAGCGGAAGUUUCGGGGGGGCCAUGCGAGAGUGAGGAGGCCAAGACCCCCCCAAAAGUGGUAGAGGAGGAAGAAGAAGAGGAGGAAGAGUUGGAUCCCAGGAUACAGGAGGAGCUGGAGCACCUCAACCAGGCCAACGAGGAGAUCAACCGCGUGGAGCUCCAGCUGGAUGACGCCCGCACCGCCUAUCGCCGCAUCCUCUCCGAAUCCGCCCGGAAACUCAACGCCCAGGGCUCCCAGUUGGGCAACUGCAUCGAGAAAGCUCGACCCUACUACGAAGCCCGACGCUUGGCCAAGGAGGCCCAGCAGGAGACGCAGAAGGCGGCGCUGCGCUACGAGCGCGCCGUCAGCAUGCACAACGCCGCCCGCGAGAUGGUCUUCGUGGCCGAGCAGGGGGUGAUGGCCGACAAGAACCGCCUGGAUCCCACCUGGCAGGAGAUGCUCAACCACGCCACCUGCAAGGUGAACGAGGCAGAGGAGGAGCGGCUGCGGAGCGAGCGGGAGCACCAGCGCGUCACCCAGCUCUGCCAACAGGCCGAGGCCAAGGUCCAGGCCCUCCAGAAAUCCCUCAAACGCGUCAUCGUCAAGAGCAAACCCUACUUCGAGCUCAAAGCCCAGUUCAACCAGAUCCUGGAGGAGCACAAGGCCAAAGUGACGGCGCUGGAGAGGCUGGUGGCCCAGGCCAAGACGCGGUACUCGGUGGCCCUGAGGAACCUGGAGCAGAUCAGCGAGCAGAUCCACGCCCGGCGCCUCCAGCGCCUCAUCCUGCGCCGGGCCUCGCCGGUGGGAGCCGAGGCCAGUCCCCAACAUGGCGGGAGCGAGGUGGGGGGGACGGGGGGGACGCGGUUGGGGACGGAGUGUCCCCAGGGUGACACCCUCUCGGUGCUCAGCCUCCAAACCAUCGCCUCCGACCUCCAGAAGUUCGACUCGGUCGAGCAUUUGGUAGGCCUCUCGGACGCCACCAGCCUCAACAGCGACGAGCUGGAGGAGCGGGAGCAGCGCCGGGGGGGGCAGGGGCAUUUCAAACACCACAGGAGCAUCAGCCUUUAACCCCCCCCCCCACCA
Calidris pugnax (ruff) is the source of this 1332-nucleotide messenger RNA. RefSeq names its product SH3-binding domain protein 5-like (gene SH3BP5L). The transcript is spliced from 7 exons. NCBI's taxonomy places the organism in Eukaryota, Metazoa, Chordata, Aves, Charadriiformes, Scolopacidae. The record is from RefSeq and is a predicted model, not a curated record. The coding region runs from base 1 to 1317 and encodes 438 amino acids. Gene Ontology annotation, molecular function: protein kinase inhibitor activity. Gene Ontology annotation, cellular component: cytoplasm. Gene Ontology annotation, biological process: intracellular signal transduction; negative regulation of protein tyrosine kinase activity.